Sorghum bicolor (sorghum) is the source of this 1038-nucleotide messenger RNA. RefSeq lists its product as uncharacterized. The transcript is spliced from 2 exons. The record is from RefSeq and is a predicted model, not a curated record. NCBI's taxonomy places the organism in Eukaryota, Viridiplantae, Streptophyta, Magnoliopsida, Poales, Poaceae. Bases 31 to 744 code for a protein of 237 amino acids.
AAACCCUCAACACACCAUCCCGUUCGUUCCAUGGCGCCUACACUCUCAAGCGACAUGACGACGAUGAGGCGUGCCGCCGUCGUCGUCGUAGCGCUCGCUUCUCUCCUGGCCGGCGUGGCGGCCGCCGGCGCGGUCACGUUCAGCGCGACGAACGCCGCGUCGAGCACGGCGGGCGGCAAGCGGUUCGGCCGGGACAUCGGCGUCGCGUACUCGAGGCGAGUGCUCUCGGACGCCUCCUCCUUUUGCUGGAAGACCUUCAGCCAGCCCAACCCCGGCAGCCGCAAGCCCGUCAGCUCCGUCACCCUCGUCGUCGAGGACAUCGGCGGCGUGGCCUUCACCAGCGGCAACGGCAUCCACCUCAGUGCCCAGUACGUCGGCGGCUACUCUGGUGACAUCAAGACAGAGGCGGCUGGGGUGCUGUACCACGAGGUAACGCACGUGUGGCAGUGGGACGGACAGGGCAAGGCGAACGGCGGCCUCAUCGAGGGCAUCGCCGACUACGUCAGGCUGAAGGCCGGGUACGCGCCGGGGCACUGGGGGAAGCCGGGGCAGGGAGACCGGUGGGAUCAGGGGUAUGAUGUGACGGCGAGGUUCCUGGAUUACUGCGACUCGCUGAAGCCGGGCUUCGUCGCGCAGCUCAACGCCAAGAUGAAAGGCGGCUACUCCGACGAUUUCUUUGCGCAGAUUCUGGGGAAGAAUGUGCAGCAGCUGUGGAAGGAUUACAAGGCCAAGUACGGAGGCUGAUGUGUGUUGGUGUAGCUACAAGUGCUAGUGCAUGCGACGAGAAAGAUGGAUCUUUAUCAGCGCAGGCAUCGACUAUCCGAUCAUAUAUAUAUAAUCAAUAAUGCAUGCAUUCACUAAUUUGUACUAUUAGCUUGUAUUGGGGGGAAAAAAGAACUAUAUGAUAUGCUUACAUCAACGUAACAACGUUUACUCAGAGGUCGAAGAGGCUUUGUUCUAAAUGGAACACAAUAAAGCUCCAGGUACUGAACUAUUCUGGAAAGUGAUAAAGGAGGAUUUGAUGCCGUUCUUCGAUUA